This is a messenger RNA of Tilletiopsis washingtonensis, 1001 nucleotides long. RefSeq lists its product as hypothetical. NCBI's taxonomy places the organism in Eukaryota, Fungi, Basidiomycota, Exobasidiomycetes, Entylomatales. The transcript has 3 exons. The record is from RefSeq and is a predicted model, not a curated record. The coding region runs from base 360 to 785 and encodes 141 amino acids.
GUGGCGGCCUUGGGCAUGCUGCUGGCGGCGCGAAGGCGAGCGGCGCAAGGGUGGCAGAGGAGAGGAGGAGCGUGGCGCGAAGCAGAAGGCGGCGGGAUGCAUGGCGCGCGGCGCGAAGGCGAAGCUCUCACACGGCAGCGAAUGGGCCGCGUUGGUGCGCACGGCCGCCUCGCUCCUUUGCUUGCGACGCUGACGCCGAUCUUGACUCUGACGCUGCCUGCCUCGCGCCUCUGCCGCCACGCCCCCUCGCGCGCGCCUCUUCUCUCCCUCCUGCACCACAUUGCGACUCGUCUGGCCCCCCUGCGCGCUGCCCGCAUCUCGCACUCCUCCCAUCAGCUGCGAGCAGCGCGCGAGGCUUCAUGUCCGACGCGCCCUCCGCCUCGCCCGAGCCCUACCGGCAGCGCCGGCGGCACCGCGAGCAGCAGGUGGCGGCCGCGUAUGCGCUGCAGCGCGACGCCGCCGUGCGCGGCAUGCUGGCGUACGGCCUCGUGGGCUCGACGCUCAUCGCGGGCGCACACGCCGUCUUUCCGCGCUUCCGCAGCCAGACACUGGCGUUCAAGGGCUUCCUGGCCAGCAGCUGGGCCAUCUUUGGACUCGUCGUGGGUGCCGACACGGUGCUGCUGACGCACGAGGGCGCGCAGCGGCGCGACGAAGAUGCGAUCCGCGCCCUGGCGCGCAAGGAGCUGGGACGCCGCGGCAUCUUGGCCACCGAGGGCGAGAUCCAGCGCUGGCGCGAGGAGCGGAUAGCGGCGCUGCGCAGGCAGGAGGAAGGAGCGCAGCCAUAGAACCCAAGUGCACAAGGAUGAGUGAAGAGCAUGGACGGCCCCAGCGGGCGCGCGUGAGGGAGUAGAGAGAGAUUCCCGGGAAUGCGCGACUGUGCGACUGAGGCAGAAGGAAGCAGCGGAGACAGGCAAGCAAGGGCAGUUCGGGGAAAGCGAGGGGGCGUGGAGCAAGGCGGCGCCGUCACUCUGCUCUCGCCGCGCGGGGCCGCGAGUUGCCUC